AUGUUCUCUAAACAACUCACAGCCUUGACACUUAUCUCAGCCGUGAGAGCUCACGGCACGGUUUCUGGAAUCGUCGCCAACGGAAUCUAUUACAACGGAUACAAUCCAAGCUAUCAAUAUAUCAGCCCUGCCCCAGUAACCGUUGGCUGGCCGAUCCCUAAAGAUCUUGACAACGGAUUCAUCUCUCCCGCUGCCUACACUUCCCCCGACAUUAUCUGUCACGUAGGGGCAACACCAGCACAGAUCGAAGCUCCUGUUACCGCAGGAGGAAAGGUUGAACUGCAAUGGACACCAUGGCCCGUAUCUCACAAAGGACCAGUGAUUGACUACCUAGCCAAUUGCAACGGUCCAUGCGAAACUGUCGAUAAAACAACAUUGAAAUGGUUCAAGAUUGAUGAAGUCGGAUUGAUCAGCCCAACGGCAGACACAAGCGGACUCUGGGGUACCGAUGUAUUGAUUGCCAACAACAAUAGCUGGACUGUUACAAUACCUUCAAACAUUGCAACUGGCAACUAUGUCCUUCGCCACGAGAUUAUCGCUCUCCAUUCUGCUGCUUCGGCCAACGGUGCUCAGAACUACCCGCAAUGUGUUAGUCUUGCGAUCAAGGGUACAGGAACAACCAAACCAGCUGGUGUGUCCGCGACAACUUUUUAUACUCCCACCGAUCCGGGCAUUCUGUUCAGUAUUUAUGGAACUCUUUCGAAUUAUACUAUUCCUGGUCCUCCUCUUUAUAGUGGCGCAGCCACAGAGACUCAAACGCUACCUGGCCCACCAACCGCUAGCGCAAGUGGUGUUUACACCGUUUCAUGA
Sclerotinia sclerotiorum 1980 UF-70 is the source of this 810-nucleotide messenger RNA. RefSeq lists its product as hypothetical. Bases 1 to 810 code for a protein of 269 amino acids. Lineage: Eukaryota; Fungi; Ascomycota; Leotiomycetes; Helotiales; Sclerotiniaceae. The transcript is spliced from 2 exons. The record is from RefSeq and is a predicted model, not a curated record.